AGUAUUAACAAAACCUUCCCAUCCCUCCCAAUCCAAAGCGCAGGUUUGUUUAUUUUAGGGUUUUUAGAGAGAGAAGAAAUGGCGAAUGUAGAGAGAGAAGAAAUGGCGAAUGUAGAGAGAGAAUAAGUAGGAGACGAACACUACAGAGUCUCUUCGGGCCUUUCUUCCUGCGAAAGGAGCCCUGUUUUUGCAGGACAGGAUUAGGGUUUGACGACGAGGAUCCAAUGGCCAACGUAUAGAGAGAAUAAAAAUAUAAGAUAAGUUAAGGAGUCGUUAACUUUGAUUUUCCAUUGAGAAACCAGCAUUUGCAGGCCGGAUCUAGGGUUUUCAGAAGCAGAUGCCGCAUUAGAGAGAGAACAGGGUAUGCUAAAAGAGGCGAAGGUUCUUUGUGCUUUGCAGCUGCGGAAACGUGGAUUUGCAAGUUUGACCUGGGGCUUUCACUGGAUCGUUGAUGAACGUGGGGGGAAACAGAGUAAAGAGCAGAAAUCCUUGGAGCACGGGAGAAACAGAGUAACUCUAUCUCGUUAUCAGAAGCUCCAGAUUUGCAGGAUUUGCUGUGUACUGUGGAUGCCUAUGGUGGACACUGACUAGCAACAGUAAAGAAGAAGACAAGUAGAUAGGCAUUUGUAAAGAGAAGAAAAGCACAACGUCUUCCAGAAUACUAGAAACCCUAGAUUUUCAGUUCUCAAUCGAGCUCUGCUUCAGAAUCCAUGGCGGAUAUAGAGAGAGAAUAACAAAAAUAGAGCCUUCACAGGGCUUCAUCGAGGAGCAACAGAAAUCUCAGAUUCCCCUUCCUAAACCAGUUAAAAAGGCCCAAUAUUCAUAGCUCCAAGCUGUUAAAACCUAAAUUAACAGGCCCUAAAGGCUCUGUAAUCCCAGUUUCGGACCUCCUACAUCCCAAACCCUAUUUCCUCAGUUCAUUAACAAACGACUGCAUCAAUGACAGAAGGCCAUGGCUGGACAACGCGACGAGGAAGCAACCCUAAACUCGAAGAAGCCAUAGACAUUCCCCCGACACCAACUGGUGACAUCAAAUAUGGAGCCAGUUUCCCUGCAACUCAAGACCUAACCACUGGUUUGAUCAUUGCUUCAUGGUAUGCUUCGAACAUAGGAGUCCUCCUCCUCAACAAAUACCUUCUAAGCUUCUAUGGCUUUCGAUAUCCCAUCUUCUUAACCAUGCUACAUAUGGUCGCCUGCUCUGUCUAUAGCUCCAUAGCCAUUCACUGGCUCGCGAUUGUCCCCCCUCAAAACUUAGUUUCUCGACGCCAAUUCCUCAAAAUUUUUGCGCUCUCUCUCAUAUUCUGCUUCUCUGUAGUUUGUGGGAACACAUCGCUUCGGUAUUUACCUGUCUCUUUUAACCAGGCAAUUGGGGCCACUACCCCAUUUUUCACUGCUGUUUUUGCGUUCAUUAUCACUUGUAAAAGAGAGUCACCUGGUGUUUAUCUAGCUCUGUUACCUGUGGUUUUAGGCAUCGUUGUAGCAAGCAAUAGUGAGCCCCUUUUCCAUCUGUUUGGAUUCAUUGUUUGCCUUGGCUCCACAGCUGGUCGAGCUUUGAAAUCAGUGGUUCAAGGCCUAUUGCUCACCUCUGAGGCUGAAAAAUUACACUCUAUGAAUUUGCUCUUGUAUAUGGCUCCAAUGGCUGCUUUGUUAUUGCUUCCGUUCUCUCUCUUUGUAGAGGGAGAUGUAGCGAGUGUAGCUUUGGCAAAAGCAAGGGUUGAUCCCAUGAUUGUAGUUCUUUUGUUGGGCAAUAUGACUGUUGCUUAUCUUGUGAAUUUGACGAAUUUUUUGGUAACAAAGCAUACAAGUGCGCUUACUUUGCAAGUUCUUGGUAAUGCAAAGGCAGCAGUAGCAGCUGUGGUUUCGGUGUUGAUUUUUAGGAACCCAGUUACCGUGAUGGGAAUGACAGGUUUUGCAGUGACAAUCAUGGGUGUGGUUCUUUACAGUGAAGCAAAGAAGAGGUCGAAGGUUCCACAUUAGGUGGUUAGUGAGAGACGAUGGGGGAGAAAUGAAUGGGUUAUUGAGUUUUUCUGAUAUUGAGAAAUGGUUAAAAGGGUUGUUCAGAUUUUGGAUGGAUUAGCAAGUGCGGAUUUGGAAGAAUUAGAUGUUGGGUUACCAAUCAAAAAUUAAAAAAAACCGGGAAGGAAAGAAAGAAAGAACUGGAGGCUGAGUCCUUUGGCAUGAGCAUCUCUCUCUCUCCCUCUCUCUCUCUCUAUCUCUCUCUCAAUGAGGAGAGAGAAAGAGUGGGUUGUUACAGGUUUCGGAUGAAUUGGAAGCUCUGAUUUGUUGGGUUUGGCACGAGCAUAUUGGCAGCGUUUUUUUUCGAUUCUUUGGAUUUGUUGAAGUAAUCUCUCUCUCUCUGUAAUUGAUUUCCUGCUACUGUAAUUGAAUUUUUUGUUUGAAAAUUCUUUGGAGGAGAAUUUUUUGUUUAAUGGGGAGGAAGAGGAGAAAGAGAAAGAAUUUAGUAUAAACUUGGCUGUAAAGCCAUUGGCGGAUAACCCUUCUUCUAGAUGUGGCCCUGAUCGUAAGCUGGCUUGGGGCCCACUUUGGCCUUUAAAUUGUGUCUAUCUGGUUCUUUUUUUCGGUGUUCU
Messenger RNA from Amborella trichopoda, 2588 nucleotides. RefSeq names its product Nucleotide-sugar transporter family protein. Lineage: Eukaryota; Viridiplantae; Streptophyta; Magnoliopsida; Amborellales; Amborellaceae. The record is from RefSeq and is a predicted model, not a curated record.